AUGGAUCACCUCAACUCCACCCUCCCAGCCACCAACCGAUCGGACUUCGGCAGCCUCUUCACCCACCAGGUCCUCCCGUCGCUCUACUUUGUGAUCUGCAUCGUAGGCCUGUCCCUUAACGGUGUGGCUGCAUGGAUCUUCUUCAGAGUGCCCAGCGACUCGGGGCUGGUGGUCUACCUGAAGAACAUGGUGGUGGCUGACCUCCUCAUGCUGACCUCCUUCCCCUUCAGGGUGGCGGCCGAGCUAAAUUUGGGCGGCUGGUUCAUGCAUGUGAUCAUCUGUCGCUACACCGCCGUGCUCUUCUACUCCUCCAUGUACGUUGGAAUCCUCUUCAUGGGGCUCAUCAGCCUGGAGCGCUACGUGAAGAUCGUCCGGCACACGUCACCGUCCCGCCCAUGCACGACCAGGCUGGGCGCGUCCUCACUGCACGUCCUGCAGAGCGUCGGCUUUGCCCGGGGGCUGGCGCUCUUCAACUGGAGCCUCCUCCUCCUCUGCGUCCUGCCCAACGCCGUGUUGACCAGCCAACCAGCCACUGAGUCCAACUCUCGUCAUUGCAUGCAGCUGAAGACUCCGCUGGGCAUGCAGUGGCACCGGGUGUCCACCUUCUUCAGCGUGGGCCUGUUCUGGCUGACGCUGCUGGUUCUUAUCUUCUGCUACGCCUCCAUCGCCAACCAGAUCUACCGGUCAUACCGCCGCGUGCGCCAAGACAGCAGCGAAAUCUGCCGCAAGUCCAACCGCAGCAUCUUCAGCAUCCUGGCGGUGUUCUUCGUCUGCUUUGUGCCGUACCACGUCUGCCGCAUGCCGUACACUCUCAGCCAGAUGCCGGCGUCGGGUUUCAGCCCAGCCAGUCGCUUCCUGCUGUUCCAAGUGAAGGAGGGGACGCUCUUCCUGUCAGCGCUCAAUGUCUGCCUCGACCCCAUCAUCUACUUCCUGAUGUGCCAAACGUUCAGAGAGUCACUGCUGAGGAAACUGUCUGGAAGAGGGAGGAGGAGGAGGAGGAGAUCCCUGACCACCGCUCAGAGUGCCAGCACCAUUUAA
Messenger RNA from Scomber japonicus (chub mackerel), 1038 nucleotides. Its product is annotated as P2Y purinoceptor 14. Lineage: Eukaryota; Metazoa; Chordata; Actinopteri; Scombriformes; Scombridae. Gene Ontology annotation, cellular component: membrane. Gene Ontology annotation, biological process: G protein-coupled receptor signaling pathway. The coding region runs from base 1 to 1038 and encodes 345 amino acids. The record is from RefSeq and is a predicted model, not a curated record. Gene Ontology annotation, molecular function: G protein-coupled purinergic nucleotide receptor activity. The transcript has a single exon.